Molecule: messenger RNA, 1170 nt
Organism: Morus notabilis
Lineage: Eukaryota; Viridiplantae; Streptophyta; Magnoliopsida; Rosales; Moraceae
Product: dihydroceramide fatty acyl 2-hydroxylase FAH1-like
Exons: 7
Coding region: 197-910 (237 amino acids)
Biological process (GO): fatty acid metabolic process; lipid biosynthetic process
Cellular component (GO): membrane; endoplasmic reticulum
Molecular function (GO): fatty acid 2-hydroxylase activity; iron ion binding
Source: RefSeq, a predicted model, not a curated record
UGAAGAGAGAGAGAGAGAGAGGAGAGAGAGUCGUCAAUCUACUGCUCUCCUUUACGGAGCCUAGAAACGCUAAAACGGUAAAACCUCGUCUUUCCAUUGGUGGCGGUGGCUUCGGUAUAGAAAAUCUCUAGAGAGAAAGUCUUUCGUCGUUUGGAUCGACCCGCAUUGUCUCCGCAGUAUCAUCAUAUACUACAAUAUGGUUGCGCAGGAGUUUGUCGUUGAUUUGAAUAAACCCCUUGUUCUUCAGGUUGGCCAUCUUGGAGAAGGUUAUCAGGAAUGGGCGCACCAGCCUAUUCCAACCAAGGAAAGCCCUCGAUUUUUUGAAAGUGAUAUUUUGGAGUUCUUGACCCGCACGGCCUGGUGGGUUAUUCCCCUUGUCUGGCUGCCAGUUGUCUGCUAUACCAUCUCCAUGUCUGUACGAAUGGGCCAUACAUGUUCUGAGAUAGCUGUGAUGGUGGCAGUUGGUGUAUUCAUCUGGACAUUGCUUGAGUACUCAUUGCAUCGUUUCCUUUUUCACAUCAAAACAAAGACCUACUGGGGAAACACCAUACAUUAUCUUCUCCAUGGCUGCCAUCACAAGCACCCAAUGGACAGCUUGCGUCUUGUGUUCCCUCCUGUUCCAGCAGCUAUUCUAACGAUACCUCUCUGGAACAUGAUUAAGCUUCUCUCCACUACUUCUACUACUCCUGCCCUCUUUGGUGGUGGUUUAUUGGGUUAUGUGAUGUAUGAUGUUACUCAUUACUACCUUCACCAUGGUCAUCCAUCGAAAGAGACAUUUCGAAAUCUUAAGAAAUACCAUUUGAAUCAUCACUUUCGCAUUCAGAACAAAGGCUUCGGCAUAACUUCAUCCCUGUGGGACAAGGUGUUUGGGACACUUCCUCAAACUAAAGCAGCUAAGAAAAGUAGAUAAUUCCGUUAAUGGCGAGGAUAAGGAUUGCUUCUCUUGAUUGGUUAUGCCGUGCGUGUUGAGUUACUUCAGUAUAUUUUCCUUCCUAAACAUUCUUUAUUCCAUUUCUGUCGUCUAGUUAAUUGUAGAUUUCUUUAAAUGGUGAAGUCAGGAUUGUCAUUUCAUGGAUGGGGAGUAUCAAUUUUGUGGUGUCCUUUCUCUAGAAGGCAAAUUUAUGUGUAAAUGAAAAUUAUGGUCUUAGUUACAACUUAUUGCUUGUUUAA